This is a messenger RNA of Epinephelus moara (kelp grouper), 2215 nucleotides long. RefSeq lists its product as uncharacterized. The record is from RefSeq and is a predicted model, not a curated record. Lineage: Eukaryota; Metazoa; Chordata; Actinopteri; Perciformes; Serranidae. The coding region runs from base 207 to 1229 and encodes 340 amino acids. The transcript is spliced from 10 exons.
GGGGGGAAGGAAGAAAGAGAGCACAAAGCAGUAAGCUCGUAGAGAAGAAGUGAGAGUUGAGGCAGAGGAAGAGGAAAAGGGUUCGUGGAAAAAGGAACAACAUAAAGAAAAUAAAAGGACAGACACUCAACAGACACGCCGAUGAUCAUCCAUCAUCUUUAGGAACAUAUUUUAAGAGCGAGAGAAAGCAAAGUAAAUUCGUCGACAUGAUGAAGUUGUGGAGUCGCCUCUGCUUCCUCGUUCUAGCAACUUCUUCAAUUUCCAGAGGACAAAAUGUAACUGCUGUUUCUCAAGAUGGUCCUGUCCUUACUACUUCCCCACCACUGAUGUUAGCAAAUGCAACUCAAAAUGACGCUGCCCGCACACCGCCCACUCCUUCUCCUCAGACUCAAACCUCAGUGAAUGCAACAGAUCUGUCUUCACAAAACAUAACGACUCCAGAAAAAGGACCACAGAGUACAGACGACGUGGUUACAACACAGGAAGUCAAUGGCAAAGCAGCGCAGACGACAGCCCCGGUCAGCACCGCGGGAGGCGGGAGGGAUGGUGUCACUACUGUGACGACAGUCGCCAUAGCGACGACCAGUGCCUCACCGACAACAGCAGCAAUCGCAAGCACAGCAGGUUCGUCCUGGGGUUACGCGAUCCUGGUAUUGAUCAUCCUGGUGAUCAUUGUUCUGUGUGCCAUCCUCUACUUUCUCAGGAGAGUCUCCAGGACGUACUCGUUUGACCUCCAUCGUCAGGUUCCCGCCAACCAUCUUGACGAACCCAUCGGCACCUUUGAACCAGUCUACCUGGAUGACCUGGAUCAACCAGCUCCUAAAGACCAAGUGACCACCGAUGACCUUUCACCUCCUCCAGUAUCCAACGGCACACCUUUACAGUCGGAGGAACACGGCUCCAAUGGAGAGACCGCUCCACAGGAACAGCCAGAUGCAAACGGUCUGCAGCCUUCACCCGCCAGUAACUCCAGUCCCUCGCUGGACGACAACCCGGCUGAUAAGACUCCCAGCCCACUGAGCAGUACCAACCUGUUCUUCGAUGGUAUUGGGGAGGAGCAGCAGAACGAAAACAACAACAACCCAUCGGUUUGUUCCAGUGACCCAUUUGUUGAAAUAAACCUUGACGAACCGGCGUGGUGCGAUCAGUUCCUAACCUCCCCUGAAGCUUCAUCUUCUGUUCUCCCCUUCACUCCUUUCUCCUUCUCUUCCUCUCCCUCUUCUUCUUAGCACCUUCAAUGAUGACCCCAAGUUCAACCUGGAAACAAAACAUAAAAGCCAGGAGGAUUUUUGACUUUUAUUUCCAGCCUGCUCGCAACUAGCCAGAAAUAUCUGCCAGUUCAGGCGUAUAAAUCUCAGCCUACAGGCUGUAAACAUAAAAAGCUAGCUUUAGCAUUUUGUUGUGGUGCAUUUAGAUGCAUUUAGUAAAAUAUACAGUCUGAUAAGGUCGUUUUUAUCGAAAUGUUUUGACACAGUAACCUUAUUGUCCUCGCUUCAGCAGACACAUGUUAGCUCAGGUUACCUGGACUCUUCGUUAGCUAGCUAAGCUAACGAGCUAGCAUGAUGACUAGGCAUUUUUAGCUGGAGCCUUUAAUAGUAGCACACUUUAUUUUAUUUCAGUUUAACAUUAGUUAGUAGUCUUUUAAUUGCUAUAAUCAGCUUGACGCAGUUUCUCAAACUACAGCAAUAUGCUAACAAGCUAUUAAUAAACUUUAAUUUCUACUGCAUUUCUGUGGCCCUGUAGAGACAAAAUAAUGUGAGCCACAGUUACUGUACGUAUGUUUUCUAUAUGAUAAAAGUAUAGAUACAUGCUGUUUGUUGUGAUUUGCAGUAUUUGUUUUGACAUUUUCUAAUGAAUAGGCCUCAAUCUUUUUUUUUUUUGUUUAUAGGCUAGAAAACAAUGCAAGAGAAAUAAAUAAAAUACAUUUCACUGCUGUAUUUUGCUUUUUUUUUAGGUAAGCUUUGGAUCAAACUGACAUACAAGUGUAUAACUUAUUGUUUUACAGUAAAACUGAUGUUUUUCAUUUAUUUUGUUUUUGUCAUAAAUACGUGUUUUUCCAGUGGCUUAUCAUUUGCCUUUUCUUCCAGCCAUUAAGCCAGUAACAAUUCUUUAUUUAGAGUUUUUAUUCUACUUAUAAAAGAAAAACAGUUUGUUUUUGCUGUAACUCUUGUACACUCUGUAAUAAAGCUGUAAAAAUUUAAUAAAAAAACUUUUA